Hemicordylus capensis (graceful crag lizard) is the source of this 5116-nucleotide messenger RNA. RefSeq names its product fasciculation and elongation protein zeta 1 (gene FEZ1). Bases 425 to 1627 code for a protein of 400 amino acids. Gene Ontology annotation, cellular component: cytoplasm; axon. NCBI's taxonomy places the organism in Eukaryota, Metazoa, Chordata, Lepidosauria, Squamata, Cordylidae. The record is from RefSeq and is a predicted model, not a curated record. The transcript has 11 exons.
AAAGAGUGGGGGUGAGGGGGAUUGCUUCAGUCCCCAAACAGCCUGUCCUGCCCUGGUCUCAGUCAGCACCCGGAGUGAGUUACCCUCCUAAGGGGGAGAGCUUGGCUUCUCUCUGCUGCUCGGUGUCUUUACACGGGCCUGGCCUUUGGAUGAGGAGCUGCUGGGUUGGCGGUGAUUUCUUGGAGCUGAUGCAUAUUGAUGAGGAAGGCUGAGCCCACAGCUUGCUCAAGCUCUCUGCAGAGAAGGGAAACAGCCCAGUGGCUGAGAAGAGCACUGUUCCUAUGCAGGCAGCUGCUGGCUGAUUCCUUCUGCGUCUUUCUUGCCCUUUCCCCCCGCCUUUCUGUCCCCUGGACCCAUGUGUGGGAUGUUGAGCUGAGUGGCUGCCACACCCAGAAGUUGUCCCUCUUCCAUUAAUCACCCCAAGAUGGAAGCCCCUCUGGUAAGCCUGGAUGAAGAGUUUGAGGAUCUGAGGCCGUGCUACAUAGAAGACAGGGAAGAAAAAUCCCAUUAUUUUUAUGGCUCCUCUCCUCGGCACUUGGAAGAUCCCUCCCUGUCUGAGCUUGAGAACUUCUCCUCAGAAAUCAUCAGCUUCAAGUCCAUGGAAGAUCUGGUCAAUGAAUUUGAUGAGAAGCUCAAUGUCUGCUUUCGGAAUUACAAUGCCAAAACUGAGAACCUGGCGCCUGUGAAAAAUCACCUCCAAAUACAGGAAGAGGAGGAAAAUCUACAGGAUGAAGAGGUUUGGGAUGCUCUUACAGACAAUUACAUCCCAUCCAUCACCGAGGACUGGAGGGACCCCAACAUGGAGGCGUUAAAUGGCAACAUCUCCGACACAGAGAUCCACGAGAAGGAGGAGGAAGAACUUAACGAGAAGAGUGAACAUGACUCUGGUAUUAAUGAGGAUCCUCUACUCACAGCAGAUCAGGUGAUUGAAGAAAUUGAGGAGAUGAUGCAGAACUCGCCCGAUCCUGAAGAGGAAGAAGAGAUUUUAGAGGAAGAUGACGGAGGGGAGACCAGCAGUCAAGCCGAUUCAGUCCUUCUGCAAGAGAUGCACGUAUUGUCGCAAACGCUUAACAACAAUUGGUCAUAUGAAGGCUACCCCAUUCCUAGAGCCUGGGGCUUGGGGCAUAUGACCGUCUUGGAGCUUUCAGAACUACUGGAUCGGGUAGAAGGCGCAAUCCGUGAGUACUCGGAAGAACUGGUGCAGCAGCUGGCCCGUCGGGAUGAGCUGGAGUUUGAGAAGGAGGUGAAGAACUCUUUCAUCACGGUGCUGAUGGAAGUGCAGAACAAACAGAAAGAGCACAGAGAGCUGAUGAAGAGGAGGAGGAAAGAGAAAGGGCUGAGCUUACAAGGCAGCCGGAUAGAAAGGGCAACCCAAAUGCCUCUCAAGCGGUUCAGCAUGGAAGGAAUCUCCAAUAUCCUGCAGACUGGUAUCCGGCAGACAUUUGGAAACUCAGCAACUGAUAAGCAGUAUUUGAACACAGUUAUUCCAUAUGAGAAGAAAGGUGCACCGCCUUCAGUUGACGACCUACAAAUGCUUACAAACAUUCUCUUUGCAAUGAAGGAGGACAACGAAAAGGUUCCUACGUUGCUAACUGACUACAUUUUAAAAGUUCUCUGUCCUACCUAAGCUCCGUGCGCUGAGCACCAUCAAACCAACGGGAGAUAACAAGGCCAGUGUGUCAUUCCAUCACAGGGACUGCAUGACAUAAUGUAAACUCUGAAUUGUGUAUUUAAAGAUGUAUAGUAUUAACCCAGAUUAAACUUGAGCGAAAGUAUUUCCUUUGCUGUCAGUUUCUAGUCCUAGUAAACGUCUGAAUGCAUGAGUGAAGACAGAUGCUGCUCGUAUUUCUCUCUUGGGGAGACAGUGCUUCACUGUCCACUGUAUACUCUCAGCCCAACUCUUUCCCCUCAAGCGGCGAUGAGACUAAUUUGAAUACUGAAAUAAACUUCCAUUUAAUUAAAAGGUUGUGACACUUCUUGGAGAGAUGGUUUGUUGCUCAAAAUCCAAUUGUUUUGUUCCUUAAUCCUCCUGAGGAAAAAACCAAAUUUCAUCUUAACUGUGGGGGAAAAGCGUUUGACUGUACUUUGUAGGAUCUUUUUGUCUGAGCUGGACAGCAAUUUACUAUGUACAGUGCAGAAAAUAGGAUAGAUUUUAGAAUCCCUCAUUGGAUGGAAGGGGACCCCAUUCAAAUAUGUGAUGGUAGAAAAGCUAAAAUGAUGGAGAGUGUGCAGUUCUUUACGCCUGAGUUAUGCUCACUGAUUAAGAAACUUGCCUCCAUCUGAAUAGGUGUCAGAUGGAAUUUAGAAACGAGUAUUAAGAGAUAUAGUGAUGCAGUAUUAGUUCAAUAUUGUGUAGCCAAGAACUUUACAGUUUUUAGAACAUUGUUAUAGAGAAUUGUUGCCCUGUUGGACAGGGUUGCCACUCAGGCAAAGUGAUAUCUUAACUGGAGUAGUGUCUUGUUGGCAUACAAGUUCUCCAGAUGCACAGAACUCUUCUAUUUUUAAAAGCCAGUUCAGAUGUUCAAAAAACCUCUCUGCGAGAUGCACCCCAUCUCUCUCUGGGUAAACGUUUAUGCAGAAAUAAAUAAAUACAUUUGCUGUAGGAAGCUAGGAAUAGAGGCUCCUGCAACUUUGGCUAAAAGCCAAAGUAAAAUGGGUAAAAUGAGGUACAAUUACUACAUACCCUUCAGCUAUUAGUUUAACUGAAUUUUAACUGGCACUGUAAUAUUUAUAUGUGUGAAGAACCUGCAGACUGAUGCCACAAACAAAUCGGAGGGCAAGUUUGGAAGUAUCGAGGGUUGGCAAUCACAGAGAAAAAAUACAUUGUACAAAUAUUCAGGAUAUUCCUCCUCCUCCUUCAGAGAGAGGGAUUUAGUCCUUACACUCUAAACAGCACAUCAUAUGAUAUUGACACUUGCAACACAAAUGUAUACAAGUGAGCUGUGGUGUUCACUACACUACACUACACAAGUGAGAUGUAAUGCUGUUCACUGGUCUCUCCUCCCAUCUAUACAUUCAUCUGAAGCUGUGAAGAGAGCCUGAAAUGCAGGGUCAUGCAGAGAGAAUCUCUGCACAUAGUUGUACAUGCAUAGGUCUGUCCACAGCUUUGGAUAGAUGUGUUGAUGGGAUCAGGGGACAGUAGCCACAAGGUGACUCCCUCCCCUCGUUGACAUAUCUCCGGAUGUGUCACGUGAAAAGGAGAAUUGUACUUGGCUACCAUGCAAUUCUGUGGUUAGUGAUUUGGAAUUAUCUAUUAAUGCAAUAGGUAUAAAAUAUGAGGUAAAAUGGGAAGUUCUUCAAACUUGGACCAGUGUAACAUCCUUUCUACUUUCCCAGUGUGUGGCUACGAAGGAGACUCUUACAUACCAGUUAAGGGUGGUUAUCAACCUGACCACUGAGUCUUCUGUGGAUUGCUUCAAUGUUGAAAGCCGUGAGGGAAACUAUCUGGAGGUAGGAACCGGAGUUCUUGCAUAGUCUCUCACAGAUAUUCCCACGUCAUCCCCCCCCCCCCCGGACACAGAUACAGUUUCCUGGUGAUGACCUCCGUGACUAUGGCAGCCCACUUUCCGCCCAUGAUAAUGGGGAUAAGAUUCCAGGUAACAAUGGCUGUAGGCGAAGGCACAGCUGGGGAUAGUUCAGCGUACAUCAUGUGAAGUCUUUUGAAUAUCUGAACUAAGAGCUGUUCAAGCAAUUGUUUCAUGGUGUAAUUUUUGUUCUGUGUUACUCAAAAGGUUGCAUACCUAAACUAGUAAAGCACUGGCAUAAAUGUGUAGUGUAGAGUGAUCUACUUUUUCUUUUUCUCUAUCUCUCCCUCCUCCAUCUUCUGCUUCUCUUGGAAAGAAAAAGGUUUUCAUGCCACUGGUGCAAACUACCUUAGGUUCUGGCCAUUAGCAGAAGACCAGUGUAUUAUAUAGGCUGAGUGCAUGCUGAAGCAAUAGCACGACCCCUUCAGUAUGCAGCCAGCUGCAGUGCAAAUCUUCUCAGACCACAACAUGUCACUUUGGUCAUGUGAAUUGGCUCUCUGUGCAAUUCUGAUGAAUACAGAACCUCCCCCAACACAAAACACAAGACCUUGUCCAAAUAUCACUCGAUUAUUCCAUCAAACCUACAAUUAGUCACCAGAUGCAGCAGAGGUCUUGGAUUCUCUUUCUCUUGCCAGCUGCAUUUACCCACAUUCCUCUUCUGUGGGGGUUCCUGUUCUCUGUAUCUGAUUAUCCUACCAACCAUGCAAGUAUGACUAGCAAGACUGAAAUCCCUUUCUUGGAGGCUCUGAGCCUGCCAAUAGAACUGAUUUUAAUUGUCAGCUAUGAUCAGGGUUCAAUUAUCCGGUGUAUUGCUUCUCUCAGCUUUUUCUCUCCAGUUUCUACUUUGUCCCAGAAACUUAUUCUUCCAGGAAUCAAUGGUUGGCUUACUUUUGAGCUUAUUUCUGCCAAGAAAUGGGUAGGCCGUAUGGAACUGCGGCACCCACAGGUGAUGUCUGCCAAAACCCCUCCUAGACUGUACAGUACAAGGCUGUAGGAGGUCUGAAUGGGGACAUAAGUGGGGUCCUGGCUCCUAUUCCGGUAUCAUUUCUAUGUCACUAAACAGCCUUUCAUGUAGAAAGGAUUCUCUUUGGUCUGCUCUUAAGGAAUGUAUGACUGUGCAGCCUACUUCAGUGACCAUCCUGCGAAAAGGAUGCAGUUGUGCAGGUAGUCUCAGCCUCAACACAGCGGACUUGUUGAUUUCCCAAUGCCAAACAGUCAUAGUUCUGUUCUGAGCUGGAAUUGAGUCUGAACUUGAGUCCAAGAAGCUUUUGGGCAAUGCCAAAAAUGGCUCAUGGCUGGGGAUCGCUGGCAGGCCUGGCUAUCUCUUCAACACAUGACAAUUCCUUACGAAGGAGACUGUUGUGAGCCAGUGCUGGGCAUAGCCACUCCUGCUCUCAAGGACUAGUUUAUCCCUUCGGCAGCAGUCGUUUGGAAGAACCCUCUUGUCUUUUAACAACUAUGAGACUGAACUUGCAUAAGUAGGUUCUCUAUUUUUCCAUGGCUCUGGAUUAUGUAACUUUCCUCAUUGUUUCUCUUUUUGUGUACCAUGGGUUUUAAAUAUGAAAUAAUAAUAAAAAUGAAAUACCAGGGAA